Messenger RNA from Trichobilharzia regenti, 2680 nucleotides. Lineage: Eukaryota; Metazoa; Platyhelminthes; Trematoda; Strigeidida; Schistosomatidae. The record is from the annotation of a GenBank genome assembly.
GUGGGUGUACUCAUUGUAUACUACACGAGUACUUACAACAUGAAAGCGUUCGAUCUUAAAAUCAGUAUGGAUUACCAAUGUUUUAGACUUUCAUUAUCCACUCCUUUUCCUGGUUUGCCUAAGGUUGCUUUGUAAGUUUGUCUAGUGGAACGUCAGCUGCUAAUUCUAGCGACAACUUUAUUCUGCAGAAAUCCAACAGAGAAAAGAAAACGUCCCGCAAUAUCGAGCAGUGAGCAUCAAUAAAUCAACAAAUUUACAUGAAACCAUCCCGAAAAAUCGGAUUUUGAGUACUGAGAUUACGUCUUUGUAUGCAUCAAUUUGACUGAACUUUCAACUUCCAAAAUGUGUUGUUUUUGAAUUUCUACUAAUGAGCACACUUACUUGAUGCCUUGUUUACAAAUAUGGACAAUAAUCAUAUCCAUUGUUGUGAUAAUUGUGAACUACAAUGAAAGUCUUCAUCUCAAAAAUGUUGCACUAAUUGGUGGCUAUGUUGGUUGUUUAUAUCAGAGUGUUUGUUUAGAGGGAGAGAAAUGUUAUGACGACUCUUUGUUUGGAAGGUGUGUCAAAAAGAAUGUUGAAGAAGAAAUACUAAUCUCUGGUCCUUACCAAAAACCGACAUUGCAGUCUCUUCUUCCAUCACACAGACCAGAAAAUAUUGAUUGGUCUGAUACAACUCUGCAAUGCUUGAUAAGAGCAACAAUUCUGAUGUCCAAAACUGAGACAAACUUUGUUGAUGCAAAAUCGUUUUGUUUAAAUGGACAUAAUGAAGAUGUUGCUGAAGACUUAAUACUUAGUCGAUAUGACAACUAUGACAGUAACGAGAAAGUAGAUAAAGAACUCAUCCAUAUACUACCUACUCUAUUAAUAUCACCAUCUUUACACUCCUCGACACCUAUCAAGAAUAAUGCUAUUGAUGAUCAAUUCAAACGGCAGUAUGUAAAACGUAAAGCCCCAAUAAAUCGAGCAUAUCCAAACUAUAUAUUUAAUAACCCCCUGGAAACACCAAGCUCUUAUUAUGAGCCAUUGCCUAGAACCAUUGGUGAAAAUUAUGACCAGUGGACGGAUGCUUAUGGUAAAAAUGAAGCAAUAAAUACAGAAAUGUAUAAUGAAAAUCAAAUGAACGAUUUCAGUCAACGAAUUCAACAAAUGAUACCUUUGUCGGAAAAUUUAAGAGGAGAAGAGUCAAACUAUGAGAAUAAGCAAGUUGAUAGACAUCAAUUAAUGGAUGAUACAUCACAGAGAAAAGAUAAUGAGAUAAUAACGGAGCCGAAAUUAUAUCAAUAUUACAAUCUAAUACCAGAUAUAUUUGAUGCACCGCUUCAGUAAUGUUUCCUGCCGAAUAAGCAUACAGGAUUCAGUUUUCUUUUAAAACUGACUAAUUCUACAGGCUUCAACUUCCAAUCAGAACUUUAUAAAAUGUAUCUAGAAUUAUUGAACAACAAACAAUGAACUUUAUUAAAAGUUGAUGCAUGUUAAUUUUAGUUUUACAUGUUUCAUCUGAAUAAAUUAAAUAAAUGAAUAAAGACCAGCUACCACGUUAUGAUGUAUAGAAGGUUGAAAAGUGUUUAUCACUGAAAUUUAUUACCCUGGUUCAGAAGUCCCUGUUUUCUGCAACAAAAAAGAAACGAAUGAUAAGGAAGAGGACUCAUUUUCAAUACCGAUUUAGCAUCUCAGAGAAAAUGCUGUCUGAAGUAUCUACACUGGAAACAGUUACUCCUAGGAUAUAAUUUUGUAUCAUAAUUACGUCAAGCAAUAGAUGAGUUAGUUAGAAACAUUAAAAUCCUGUUAUGAAUAUGCGUGAUGAAUCGAUAUACACAAUGCGUCUAUAUACAAAAGAUUCUAUGAUGAAUUGGUCAAAUUAAGCUUAGUGGAUGAGAUUACUAUGACAAAUACAGUGUAGGCAGACAGAUGAGUUAAACCAGUAACAAUCAUGUAGGCGUUAUAUUACUUUUCCUAUUUCUUCUCUCAUUUUUCCACUUCUCUGUUUUUCUCUUUCUCUCUCUCUCUGUCCUAAUAACUCUCCCUUUUCCUCUCUUCCCUACCACUUUAUCUUUUCUCAUGUUUACGCAAAUAAAACUCCUAAAUAAAUUAUUUACAAGGUCCUUUAGCCACAUAUUCUUCUAAAAAUAACAAUAGACAAUACUGGGGACUACUAAGGUUUCAUGAAAGAUAUGUCACAUGCCUGAUAAAAUAAAAAUCAAUAAACUCAAACAAAAGUUACCCUUGUAAGCAUACUCUUCUCAUGAGUCACAAAAGACUUUUAAUGUUACUCCUUUUUCUGAUUACAUGUGAGUAAAUUAAAGAACUCAAUAAGGAACCAUUGGAAAGCUCUAUAUUAGUUAUUGUAAAUUCUUUUGUAGCAACGUGUAUAUCUUAUCUGUAAGUCAAAUAAAUUUAGAAACGGUGAAUAUACAGACAUUGUAAUCUUUGUCAGUUUAUAUUUUUAGAUGGUAAUAAACAUUUGGGAAACUGAUAAAGACAUUAGUAUUAGUUAGCAAGCAUUUGCUUUUGCGCACUUUAUAUUGGGCUGAAUAGUUAGAAAACUGCAGUAAGGAUUCAGUUACAUCAUAGACUUACAUAGAGUGAAGUAGACAUUUGAGGAAUAUCAAGGUUCAUUGCAUGUUUUCGAAAAUGAUUUUAGAAUAAACCACUAAUUUUAGUUGAACAUAUUAGGACUUUU